AUGCCAGAAUCAUGUAACAGGCUGAUGACGAACAUAGGAGCCAUGUUUAUUAUCCAGAAUUCAUGCUAUUGCCAGAAUUCUUCAAGAACACAAGUUCAAUUUACAAACAAUGCAGAGCGUUUUGUAUCCCCCUGGAUGUAUGGAUUCAGCUGUAACUUCGAUGGUGGCCGCUUCCCGGGACACGUUUCCCAUUCCCUGUGUAACGUCCAAGCCCCAUCUAGCGGCAGCUGGCGAGCAUACGACUUUAAGAGGAGAUAUUUGAUCGCCCUAAAAAAAAACACGCGUGGCGGCCCCGCGCCUUUAAGCAGGUGCCGUAAUCGGGCUCGGGGUUCAGAGGGUCCCGGGACGGGGAAGGACGGGUAUGGUCACCGCGGAGGGUUGGCGGGGAAGGCGGGCCCAGGGCGGUGGGCAGUGGCUCUCGCACUGACGGCCCUCGGGGCCCGGAGCAUGUUCUUGCGGAGGAACCCUUGGGCACCGGGGGGCUGCGGUCAGGUAUCGGCCUCCACGAACGGCCGUCCUCGAUUCUUCACAGGUGGGGGCUACCGGCUGCUGGGCUCGGCCGCGCUCCCCUUCCCGUCGGCCGGGCCUGGACCCGGGCCCGGACUCAGGCUCACGGUCACCUGGCCACGUCCUGGGUCCGGCCGAAGGCCGUGGUGCUGCGCCUUCCUCCGGCAGCAGGUGGGCCAUGAGGCCGGGCCCGCCCGCCGCUACGGAGCCGGGAAACCCACUCCCAAGAGACAAGCCGCUGAGCCUUGCUCGUACCCGGGGCCCGCAGAGGAAAGAGAAGAGCGAACGGCGGCCCCCGCCGCCGGUUCUCCGGAGCUGUAUGAAAAUCCAUGGACAAUUCCAAACUUACUCUGUAUGGCAAGGAUUGGCUUGUCACCAUAUUUGGGCUACCUAAUUGUAGAAGAAGAAUUCAAUCUAGCCCUUGGUCUUUUUAUGUUGGCGGGCAUUACUGACCUGUUGGAUGGCUAUAUUGCACGAAACUGGGCUAAUCAGAAAUCGGCUUUGGGAAGUGCCUUGGACCCAUUGGCAGAUAAAAUUCUGAUCAGUGUUCUGUACAUCAGUCUCACUUGUGCAGAGCUCAUUCCAGCUCCUCUUACUGUUAUGGUCCUUUUGCGAGAUGUCAUUUUGGUUGCAGCUGGUUUCUAUAUUAGAUACCGAACGGUUCCAACACCAAGGACACUGAGCAAAUAUUUCAACCCAUGUUAUGCUACUGCCCAAUUAAAACCAACCUUUAUCAGCAAGGUUAACACAGCGGUUCAACUUGUACUAGUGGCUGCAUCACUAGCAGCCCCAGUUUUUCAGUUUGUGGACAGCGUGUUCCUUCAUACUUUAUGGUACGUCACAUCCUUGACAACGAUGGCGUCCGCAUACAGUUAUUACCUUCACGGCAAAAAUACUGUGCAAGUUUUGAAUCGGGUGAAGUAAAUAGUACUUCAUAGCUGGCCAGUGACGUCUGGAAUCAGCACAACAAGCAAUGCAGGAACAGGAUCUUGAUUUUUAUGCUAAAGAGACAUUGAUUAAAAUAAUGUAGAUAUAUAUGGAAUUUUUUUCCUACAGAAGAUACAAAUUUAAUAAUAAAAAAUUAAAGAUAUGGAUUUCUUCCAAA
Molecule: messenger RNA, 1612 nt
Organism: Pristis pectinata (smalltooth sawfish)
Lineage: Eukaryota; Metazoa; Chordata; Chondrichthyes; Rhinopristiformes; Pristidae
Gene: crls1
Product: cardiolipin synthase 1
Exons: 8
Coding region: 1-1431 (476 amino acids)
Biological process (GO): cardiolipin biosynthetic process
Cellular component (GO): membrane; mitochondrion
Molecular function (GO): cardiolipin synthase activity
Source: RefSeq, a predicted model, not a curated record